Messenger RNA from Salvia hispanica, 1087 nucleotides. NCBI's taxonomy places the organism in Eukaryota, Viridiplantae, Streptophyta, Magnoliopsida, Lamiales, Lamiaceae. The record is from RefSeq and is a predicted model, not a curated record.
CUUUAGGCUAAUAAAUUCAAUUCAAUCUCCAUUCAAAACCGCCGAAAAUUGAAUUGAAACUUCAUUCAUAACUUCAUUUACACUACUCUCACGAGUUUCCGAGCCCGGUCCAAAGCUGUACAAGUCGAAAAUGGAAAGAAAUUUAGUCCAACCAUUGGUUGCAGCACUUCUUUCAGCUGCAAUUUCCAUCAGAUCCUACCGAAAGAAGUCCCUCAACUUUUCUGGCGCUCUUUCUGGUUUUGCUGUUAUGACAAUUCAUAUAGCCGUCAAUUACAGGUUUGGUGCUCUGUUACUUGUCUUUUUUGUUACUUCAUCGAUGCUAACCAAAGUCGGAGAAGACAAAAAGAAGAAAGUCGAUGCAGAUUUUAAGGAGGGUGGCCAACGCAAUUGGAUACAAGUUCUCUCGAAUAGUGGUAUAGCAACGGUUUUAGUCCUGAUUGCUUGGACGCAGGUGGGAACGCAGGACUUUUGCCUAAAUUCGAAAGAAUCGCGUCUCAUGACAUAUCUAGCUGGUGGUAUUCUUGGUCACUACUGUUGCUCCAACGGGGACACAUGGUCGUCCGAGCUCGGGGUUCUCAGUGAUGACCAGCCACGCCUUAUCACAAACUUCAAGCCGGUUCAGAAGGGCACUAAUGGUGGUGUGACGAGGGCAGGACUCGUUGCUGCAGCAGCUGCAGGCUCUGUGCUUGGACUUACAAUGGUUAUCCUCGGAUUUACGACUACCAACUGUACGUUCGAUGUAGCCAUGAAGCAGCUAUUGUUGAUACCGGUUUCUGCUCUUUCUGGACUGUGUGGAAGCGUUAUCGAUUCUUUAUUGGGAGCAACCCUCCAGUACAGUGGCUUCUGCAGUGUCCGAAAGAAGGUUGUUAGCAAAGCCGGGCCAACGGUAAAGAGGAUCUCGGGUCUUAGCAUACUCGACAACAAUGCAGUAAACUUCGUGUCGAUUCUGUUGACGACUGUGCUGACUUCCAUAGCUUGUUCAUACAUAUUCUAGUUAAAGGGUUUGGAUCUUCAAUCCCCAUGUGUAACAAAUAGUCUUGGAGCAUAAUUUCAACUCAAAAGAAUGGUUUUUGCUUCUCUUUUUACA